AUGGACGCCGCAAAGCUAUCGUCAGCGCUUUAUCAGCGAGCCGUCAACAAAUGCCGACGUCAACACAAGUUCUUCUUCCUCUCCCUACCACUACCCAUCCGAAAGCUCGUCUACACUGCGCUCUGGCUCGGCAAUACAGUGCAAGUCGCGACUUGGCUGAAGUCGCACGGCGAAGACUUCGCCGACCGCGAGACAUGUCAGCUGCUACUUACCUGUCGACAAAUCAACAAGGAAGCGAAGCCGUUCUACUACUAUUUCAGUCGCUGGAAGUUCGUCAGCAUCUCAACUCUCAAUCACUUCACAUGGCCCACCGCGCGCUGGCCGCCGUGGUCGCACAUCACCAAAGUCUCUCUCACCAAGGUCAACAUACUCGAGGAGUUUUCGAAACAUCUCAGCAAGUUCAGGAACCUACAGCUGCUCACACUCGACAUGCCGGACGAGUUCAGAGUCAGGACACCACGACGAGCCCGCGACGAGGGCGAAUGCCGAGCCUUCGUACGCUCGCUGUUGACACGUCGAUUCUACCGCAAUAACUUCCACGAACAUCUUUACAUUCAGCGCAAUUGGGAUGUGCACCUUGUGAUUCAUGUCACCUAUGAUACCAUUGAUCUCGAGACAAUUCAUCCCAAAAAUUCAGAGGUUGUACUCGUUGAUAUUGACAAUCACAAUGUGGUUUACAACUGGUACAGAAUGCCGCCCCCAGAGAAGCAGUACGUGGCUGUGAUGCCGUCUUCAGGCGACAGCGAUGUCGAUUGCACAAUCAUUUCCGAUGACGAGGCAUAA
Molecule: messenger RNA, 783 nt
Organism: Cyphellophora attinorum
Lineage: Eukaryota; Fungi; Ascomycota; Eurotiomycetes; Chaetothyriales; Cyphellophoraceae
Exons: 2
Coding region: 1-783 (260 amino acids)
Source: RefSeq, a predicted model, not a curated record